Paramecium sonneborni is the source of this 972-nucleotide messenger RNA. Lineage: Eukaryota; Ciliophora; Oligohymenophorea; Peniculida; Parameciidae. The record is from the annotation of a GenBank genome assembly.
AUGAUAAAACAAAGAUAAAAUUCUCUGCAUGCUAUUAGAAUAAAUAAAUCAAGUGAAAAAUUAAUAAAGGUUAUUCCAAUAAAACCUACUUCUCAAAGUGAAUUUAAAAAUAGGAAUUCAACAGAUAAUUUAAAUCCUAACGAACUCAAACCAUUUCUUGAAGAUUUAAUGCAUCGAUAUGAUAAAAUGGCUGUUGAAUUAUAAGCAUCUAAAUUGAAAGUAAAUAAAAUAAUUUUACUCAUUAGAAUCAUGAAUAUAACGAUCAAAAUUAAAAAUUAAUAAAAGAAAAUGAGUUACUCAAAGAAACUGCAAAAACAAAAGAAGAGGAAGUUAAUUUUCUAUAUUCUAAAUUGUCUGGAUAUUAAAAUAAGCAUGGUUAAUAAAUAGAUCAUUUAUAAAAUGAUAAUUUAAAAGUAGUACAAGUUUUAACAUAAAAAAUUGAUGAUUUACAUGUUUAACUAAAGUAUUAUGCUAUUAUAAAAUAAGAAAUACAUAGAAUGACUUGGAAUACAAUAAAGGAUUAUUAAUCUUAAGAGAAUAAGAAGUUUUGGAAUGGAGAAGUAGAAAAUAAUUUGAGGAAUCAAAAACUUUAAAAGAAUUUAAUUAAAUGAAAUAAACUUUGUAAAUUAAAGAAUAAGAAUUACAAGCUUUAAGAAUAAAAUAUGAUUAUAAAUAAAAAACAACUUAAUCAAGCUCAGGAUAAUAAUUAGAAUUGGAAACUCUUAAAUAAGAAUUAUAUAUUAAAGAACAACAGUUAUCUAUUAUAAAUAAUUAAGAGAAUUCUGAAUAAUGCAGUAUUUAUUAAAAUGAAAUUCAUAGAAUAAAUAAAAUUGUAUUGAAUUCUAUUGUAUAAUUAAGGUAGUAGAAUUAAGAAGUGAAAUAGAGAAACUUAAAUAAGAACAAGUUGAUUAUGAAUGGUUAAAGAAAAGGUAUACAAAAGAACACCAAACAUAUUCUACAUUAAGAGUAUGA